AGAAAUCAUAUGUAUAUGGGAGAGAAGAACCAAAAGGAGCAGCAACGAGAAAUACUCUCGCAGCCGCAAACCCUAAAGGGAAGCACAGAGGGUGACGGGGUGUCCGAUGGGAUUUCUCUCAUCAUGGCUGCUCUAUAUCAGAGCACAGACUCUUCCUCGCCAAAUAAAUUUUUGGCUCUCAAGGACGUCAGAGAAGUGAAAGAAGAGACCACCUUGGAUGAAAAGCUGUUCUUGCUGGCCUGUGAAAAAGGCGAUUAUUACAUGGUCAAAAAACUUCUGGAAGAAAACAGCUGCACAGAUGAACUGAACAUUAACUCAGUGGACGUCUUGGGGAGAAAUGCAAUUACAAUAUCCAUUGAAAACGAGAACUUGGACAUACUGCAGCUUCUUCUGGAUCAUGGCUGUCAGUCUACAGAUGCGCUUCUGGUGGCAAUUGACUCUGAAGUGGUGGGAGCCGUGGACAUCUUGUUGAACCACCGACCAAAAUGGACCACAAGGCCAACUAUUGUAAAACUCAUGGAGCGUAUACAGAACCCAGAGUACUCUACAACUAUGGAUGUGGCCCCGGUUAUUCUAGCCGCUCAUCGGAACAACUAUGAAAUUCUUACUAUGCUCUUGAAGCAGGAUGUGUCUCUCCCCAAGCCCCAUGCUGUUGGCUGUGAGUGUACUCUAUGUACAGCCAAGAACAAAAAGGACAGUUUAAGACACUCAAGAUUUCGACUUGAUAUUUAUCGAUGUUUAGCCAGUCCAGCCCUGAUCAUGCUUACAGAAGAGGAUCCAAUUUUACGAGCUUUUGAACUGAGCGCAGAUUUGAAGGAACUCAGUCUUGUAGAAGUAGAAUUCCGGAACGAUUAUGAAGAACUUGCUCAGAAAUGUAAGACCUUUGCCAAAGAUUUACUGGCCCAGGCUAGGAACUCACGGGAACUUGAAGUCAUCUUAAACCAUCAGUCCAGCGAUGAACCUGUGGACAAGCGAGGGCUAUUAGAGGAACGCAUGAACCUCAGCCGUUUGAAGCUGGCAAUCAAGUACAACCAAAAAGAGUUUGUGUCACAGUCCAACUGCCAACAGUUCCUCAACACAGUCUGGUUUGGACAAAUGGCGGGCUACAGAAGGAAGCACACUUGCAAGAAGAUUUUGAUUGUUCUCACUGUUGGCAUAUUUUGGCCUGUCCUCUCCAUCUGCUACUUAGUCGCCCCGAAGUCACAAGUGGGACGUAUCAUUCACACCCCUUUCAUGAAGUUUAUAAUACAUGGAGCUUCCUACUUUACAUUCCUUUUGCUUCUCAACCUGUAUUCUUUGGUUUACAAUGAAGACAAGAAGAACACGAUGGGACCAGCGCUGGAGAGAAUAGACUUCCUUCUCAUUAUGUGGCUGAUAGGAAUGGUUUGGUCUGACGUCAAACGGCUUUGGUAUGACGGAUUGGAGGACUUUUUAGAGGAAUCACGAAACCAGCUAAGUUUUGUAAUGAAUUCCUUGUACUUGGCAACCUUUGCUCUAAAGGUGGUGGCUCACAGCAAGUUCCACUCCAUUGCAGAGAGGAAGGACUGGGAUGCUUUCCAUCCUACGCUGGUGGCCGAAGGUCUUUUUGCUUUUGGAAAUGUGCUUAGUUACCUCCGUCUCUUCUUCAUGUACACAACCAGCUCUAUCUUGGGUCCUCUCCAGAUAUCAAUGGGCCAAAUGUUGCAAGACUUUGGGAAGUUCCUGGGUAUGUUUCUCCUUGUGCUCUUCUCGUUCACCAUUGGCCUGACCCAGCUGUAUGACAAACGUUAUCCCACUAGUGAACAGAAAGACUGCGUGGGGAUUUUCUGUGAGCAGCAAAGCAAUGACACCUUCCACUCUUUCACUGGGACAUGUUAUGCUCUGUUCUGGUACAUCUUUUCUCUGGCGCAUGUCGCCCUCUAUGUGACCAGAUUUACUUACAGUGAGGAGCUUCAGUCGUUUGUGGGAGCAGUUAUUGUUGGCACAUACAACGUUGUGGUUGUGAUCGUCCUCACCAAGCUUCUAGUGGCCAUGCUGCACAAAAGCUUCCAACUCAUAGCUAAUCAUGAGGAUAAAGAGUGGAAAUUUGCAAGGGCUAAGCUUUGGCUGAGCUAUUUUGACGACAAAUGCACUCUGCCCCCUCCUUUCAACAUUGUUCCUUCUCCCAAGACUAUCUGCUACUUAUUGAACAGUAUGAGCAAAUGGAUCUGUUCCCAUACACCUAGAGGAAGGGUAAGGAGGCAGAACAGCUUGAAGGAGUGGAAGAGCCUGAGGCAGAAACGAGAUGCGAAUUACCAGAAAGUCAUGUGCUGCCUGGUGCACCGUUACCUGACAUCCAUGAGGCAGAAAAUGCAAAGCACAGACCAGGCCACGGUGGAGAACUUAAACGAACUCCGGCAAGAUCUGUCAAAAUUCAGAAACGAGAUGAGGGAUCUUCUGGGGUUCCGCACCUCAAAAUAUGCAAUGUUCUAUCCACGGAACUAGGAGUUGUUUCCUGAACAGUAUUUUGUUUAUAAGGCCUUUCCUCACACUCAGUUAAUGGCAGCAUUAAUUUACCGUAUUUGGUUCUUCACAUUCAUCCUAAAUAACAUUGCUUGCUCACAUUUAAUCGGUGGACUUCAUGAUCAUUUUCUUUCUUCCUUAGAAAGGUUUACCUUUUUUUGCAAAUUCUUUCACUUGAAUGCAACCAGUGGAACCAAAACAUUCCCUCAAAGUGUAUCUGACACCAAAAAUAACCUUGACUUCAAACACUAGACAUUGUUGUGUUUGCAUUGUUAACAGAAUAUAUGGCAGUUUCCAAGAUAUUUGUAAUAAAAUAUUUCAGUCUA
Molecule: messenger RNA, 2807 nt
Organism: Spea bombifrons (plains spadefoot toad)
Lineage: Eukaryota; Metazoa; Chordata; Amphibia; Anura; Pelobatidae
Gene: TRPC1
Product: transient receptor potential cation channel subfamily C member 1
Biological process (GO): regulation of cytosolic calcium ion concentration; calcium ion transmembrane transport; manganese ion transport
Cellular component (GO): cation channel complex; membrane
Molecular function (GO): inositol 1,4,5 trisphosphate binding; protein binding; store-operated calcium channel activity
Source: RefSeq, a predicted model, not a curated record